CCCCAUUUGGCUCCGUCCGCUCCCUCCCCUGCCUCUCUCCUCCGAUCCAACCGAGCAACCGCCCGCCUCCUGGGGGCCCCCCCUCCACCGCUCGUCUCCAAUGCCACCGCCGCCGCCGCCCGCCUAGGGUCUCCCGGCGAUGGGGAACAACUGCGUCGGCCCCAACGCCCCCGGUCGCAACGGCUUCCUCGCCUCCGUCGCCAUCUGGCGCCCCGCCGCCGCGCGCCCCGACCCGGCGGCGCCCGCCCCCGACGCGCCCCCGCAGACGACGUUCUCCGACAAGGCGCCCGAGCCCGUCACCAUCCCCGCCUCCGAGCACUCCUCCCACCACUCCUCCCGCGCCGCGGACCCGCCGCCGCCCAAGGCCGCCGAGCCGCAGCCGGCGCAGGCGCAGACGCAGGCACCCGCUCCCGCGGCGAAGAAGCCCGUGCCCAAGGUCAAGCGCGUCCAGAGCGCCGGCCUCCAGGCCGACUCCGUCCUCAAGCGCGACGUCAACACCGCCCGCCUCAAGGACCUCUACACGAUCGGGAAGAAGCUCGGGCAGGGCCAGUUCGGCACCACCUACCUCUGCGUCGAGAAGGCCACCGGCAAGGAGUUCGCCUGCAAGUCCAUCGCCAAGCGGAAGCUGCUCACGGAGGAGGACGUCGAGGACGUGCGCCGCGAGAUCCAGAUCAUGCACCACCUCGCGGGCCACAGCAAUGUCGUGUCCAUCGUCGGGGCCUACGAGGACGCCGUCGCCGUGCAGCUCGUCAUGGAGCUCUGCGCCGGCGGGGAGCUCUUCGACAGGAUCAUCCAGAGGGGGCAUUACUCCGAGAAGGCCGCGGCCCAGCUCACGCGGGUCAUCGUUGGCGUUGUCGAGGCGUGCCACUCGCUCGGGGUGAUGCAUAGGGAUCUCAAGCCGGAGAAUUUCCUAUUCGUGAACCAGAACGAGGAUUCGCCGCUCAAGGCCAUUGAUUUUGGGCUCUCAAUCUUCUUCAAGCCAGGUCAGAUGUUUACAGAUGUUGUUGGAAGUCCAUACUAUGUUGCCCCUGAGGUUCUUCUAAAGCACUAUGGACGUGAGGUUGAUGUCUGGAGUGCCGGUGUAAUAAUAUAUAUCUUGUUGAGUGGGGUUCCUCCAUUCUGGGAUGAAAGUGAACAAGGGAUAUUCGAACAAGUUUUGAAAGGUGAGCUGGACUUUUCAACUGACCCCUGGCCUAGUAUCUCAGAGAGUGCAAAGGAUUUGGUCAGGAAAAUGCUUAUCCGUGAUCCAAAGAAGAGAUUGACUGCUCACGAAGCUCUAUGUCACCCUUGGGUUUGUGUUGAUGGAGUUGCUCCUGACAAGCCUCUUGAUUCUGCUGUCCUAAGUCGGUUAAAACAGUUUUCUGCAAUGAACAAACUAAAGAAAAUGGCCCUAAGGGUUAUUGCGGAGAGUUUAUCUGAAGAAGAAAUUGCAGGGUUGAAAGAAAUGUUCAAAAUGCUAGACACUGAUAACAGCGGUCAUAUCACAUUGGAGGAGCUAAAAUCUGGGUUGCAGCGAGUUGGUGCUACUUUGAUGGACUCAGAAAUUGAUGCUUUAAUGGAAGCAGCAGAUAUCGACAACAGUGGGACAAUUGAUUACGGGGAAUUCAUUGCUGCAACUAUGCAUAUAAACAAAGUUGACAAGGAGGAUAAGCUAUUUACCGCUUUCUCAUACUUUGAUAAAGAUGGCAGUGGUUACAUUACUCAAGAUGAGCUCCAAAAGGCAUGUGAAGAGUUUGGUAUAGGAGAUACCCAUCUCGAGGAUAUUAUUGGAGACGUUGAUAAGGACAAUGAUGGGCAGAUCGACUACAAUGAAUUUGUUGAAAUGAUGCAGAAAGGUAAUAAUCCAUUGGGUAGAAAGGGACAGCAAAGUAACGUGAACUUUGGUCUUGGGGAUGCACUGAAGCUUCGGUAAAGGAAGGUGUAGUUGAGCAAAAUUAUCAUUCAGUAACCCACAAAAGUUAGCCCAGAAGCAGAAUAGCACCAACAGCUUGAAUUGCAUGCAGGCCGGCAUUCAGACCCCAAGAUUCCAUGGCAUCUCUAUCCAAGUUUGGGGUCUCUGAAGCAGAGCUAACACAUGCGGGAGCUUGCGUACAAAGCGGCUUGGCUUACAAGUCAAAAGAUGGACAUAUAGGGUGCUGAGCAUGGCGUCGUUUGAUUUACCUCCACGAGGCAUGGGCCGCUAUCGUAGUUCCUCUUCGGUGGUAAGAAAUGUUGGAUGAAACUGCCAUGUAUACGCAUUGUAACUUGUAAGUAAGCAUGAGAGAGUUGAGUAGGUGAGGUUCUUUUCUUCUGUCUCUUAAAAAAAAAUCCCUGUUCUGGAACCAGCGGCAGGGAGAUCAUAUCGGAGCAAGUAAAACUCCAGCUGUUACGUUUGAUUCUGUUUGUCUGUGUCGAAUAGCGUAAGUAUAGGUUGUGUCUAUGUACUGUAGGUGAAAAGUCUGACAAAUGAAAAUGACUCUGGAGUUGUUAUUCUUCUCUUUUGGUGUUGUGAGAAACUGAGAACAAUGGAACGGACAAAAAAAGCCUGAUGAUGAUGACGAUUA
Brachypodium distachyon (stiff brome) is the source of this 2543-nucleotide messenger RNA. RefSeq names its product calcium-dependent protein kinase 11. NCBI's taxonomy places the organism in Eukaryota, Viridiplantae, Streptophyta, Magnoliopsida, Poales, Poaceae. The transcript is spliced from 8 exons. Gene Ontology annotation, cellular component: nucleus; cytoplasm. Bases 140 to 1912 code for a protein of 590 amino acids. Gene Ontology annotation, biological process: protein autophosphorylation; intracellular signal transduction; peptidyl-serine phosphorylation. Gene Ontology annotation, molecular function: calcium/calmodulin-dependent protein kinase activity; ATP binding; calcium ion binding. The record is from RefSeq and is a predicted model, not a curated record.